AUGUUGACGCGACUUUUCAGCGAGCCCAGCCUGAUCCCCGAAGUUCAGAAAUUCUCCAGCUGGGCCGAGGAGUGCGAGGAGGAUGCCCGCAGCGACAAGGAGGAGCGGAAGGGUAAGGGCUGCGCCCUCCCCGAGGAGCCGCCCGAGGGCUCGCUGGGGGAGAGCAAGGAGGAAGGGGAGCUAGGCGGGGACGAGGAGGAGGAGGAGGAGGAGGAGGAAGGCCUGGAGGAGGCGGAGGGCGAGCGGCCCAAGAAGCGCGGCCCCAAGAAACGCAAGAUGACCAAGGCGCGCCUGGAGCGCUCCAAGCUGCGGCGGCAGAAGGCGAACGCCCGCGAGCGGAACCGCAUGCACGACCUGAACGCGGCCCUGGACAACCUGCGCAAGGUCGUGCCCUGCUACUCCAAGACCCAAAAGCUCUCCAAGAUCGAGACGCUGCGCCUGGCCAAGAACUACAUCUGGGCUCUCUCCGAGAUCCUGCGCUCGGGCAAGCGGCCCGACCUGGUCUCCUACGUGCAGACUCUGUGCAAGGGGCUCUCGCAGCCCACCACCAACCUGGUGGCCGGCUGCCUGCAGCUCAACUCCCGCAACUUCCUGACGGAGCAGGGCCAGGACGGCGGCCGCUACCACGGCCCCAACGCCUCGUUCGCCGUGCACCCCUACCCCUACCCCUGCUCUCGGCUGGCCGCCGCGCAGUGCCCCCCGCCCGCGGGGCCGGGCUCGCACGGGCUGAGGACACACAGCUACUGCGCGUCCGCUUACGAGAGCCUCUACGGCAACGCGUCCCCCGAUUACAACAGCUCGGAGUACGACGGCGGGCUCAGCCCCCCGCUGUGCAUUAACGGCAACUUCUCCCUCAAGCAAGACUCUUCCCCCGACCACGAGAAAAGCUACCACUACUCUAUGCACUACUCGGCGCUGCCCGGCUCCCGCCCCGCCGGCCACAACCUGGUCUUCGGCUCGGCGGGGGUGCGCGGGGGGGUGCACUCCGAGAACCUCUUCCCCUACGACAUGCACCUCCCGCACGAGCGGGGCCCCAUGUACGAGGAGCUCAACGCCUUCUUCCACAACUGACCCCCCCCGGGGCU
Molecule: messenger RNA, 1085 nt
Organism: Numida meleagris (helmeted guineafowl)
Lineage: Eukaryota; Metazoa; Chordata; Aves; Galliformes; Numididae
Gene: NEUROD2
Product: neuronal differentiation 2
Exons: 1
Coding region: 1-1071 (356 amino acids)
Biological process (GO): regulation of DNA-templated transcription; nervous system development
Molecular function (GO): protein dimerization activity
Source: RefSeq, a predicted model, not a curated record